Tripterygium wilfordii is the source of this 1295-nucleotide messenger RNA. RefSeq names its product probable arabinose 5-phosphate isomerase. Gene Ontology annotation, molecular function: carbohydrate derivative binding; isomerase activity. Bases 76 to 1101 code for a protein of 341 amino acids. NCBI's taxonomy places the organism in Eukaryota, Viridiplantae, Streptophyta, Magnoliopsida, Celastrales, Celastraceae. Gene Ontology annotation, biological process: carbohydrate derivative metabolic process; carbohydrate metabolic process. The transcript has 3 exons. The record is from RefSeq and is a predicted model, not a curated record.
AGAAAACGUCAUCCCCUAUCAAAUUUCAUCGGCGAUUCGAAAAGCCAGAUUUAUCUGUGAGAUCUAGAACAAACAAUGGGGUCUCUUCCACCGUCAUUGGACCUUCCGUCACCGCCGAAAGAAGAGUACCGAAUUGACGAGAAUACCCUCGUCAACUUCUUCAAAUCUCAACAGAACCAUCUGAACUACUUCUUCCGGAACAUCGAUCUGUCUCAGACGCUCUCCUUUACGCGGACUCUCCUCAACACUCACGGCGUAAUUUUCUUCACCGGCGUCGGUAAAUCAGGCUUUGUCGCUAAUAAAAUCUCCCAGACUUUCGUCUCUCUCAGCAUUCGCGCCUCCUUCCUCUCCCCUGUCGACGCUCUUCACGGUGAUAUUGGCAUCGUCUCCAACCGCGAUGUUGUUGUACUCUUUAGCAAGUCCGGAUCAACCGAGGAGCUCCUCCGCCUCAUUCCCUGCGCUCGUGCCAAGGGCGCGUACCUUAUCGCCGUGACCUCCGUCGAAGGCAGUGCCCUCGCUGCCACCUGUGAUAUGAAUGUGAAUUUGCCGCUUGAGAGGGAGCUUUGCCCGUUCGAUCUAGCGCCCGUGACCUCCACGGCUAUCCAGAUGGUUUUCGGGGACACUGUUGCCAUUGCGAUGAUGGAAGCCAGGAAUCUCACCAAGGAGGAGUACGCAGCGAAUCAUCCAGCAGGGAGGAUCGGCAAGAGUCUCAUUUUUAAGGUAAAAGAUGUGAUGAAGAAGCAAGAUGAGCUUCCUGUUUGCAGGGAAGGUGACUUGAUAAUGGAUCAGCUAGUGGAACUCACAAGUAAAGGAUGCGGCUGCUUGCUUGUUAUAGAUGAAGAACAUCACUUGAUUGGGACAUUUACAGAUGGAGAUUUGCGUCGUACUCUCAAGGCUAGUAAGGAAGGUAUCUUUAAGCUCACAGUGGGAGAGAUGUGCAACAGGAGUCCUAGAACAAUUGGUCCAGAAGCGAUGGCAGUUGAAGCCAUGCAGAAGAUGGAAUCGCCACCAUCCCCUGUACAAUUUUUGCCUGUGAUCGAUCAUCAUAAUGCCUUGAUUGGCAUUGUUACAUUGCAUGGAUUAGUCUCUGCAGGCCUUUGAUCUUUUGUUUUGAAAAUGAUUUGUUAAGCAAAUUAAAGGAAGUUCAGAUUUCAUCCAUUUGAUUAUUCUUUGUAACCAUAUUGUAAAGGUCAAACCUUCAAGUGCCCCCAUAGCCCCUAGGCAGCGUUCUGUGUACUCCUAUCAGGUAAUUAGUAUUCACUAUUGUUUUUAUUGCAGAAGAAAGACUUCCAUAA